Molecule: messenger RNA, 1399 nt
Organism: Chironomus riparius
Lineage: Eukaryota; Metazoa; Arthropoda; Insecta; Diptera; Chironomidae
Source: the annotation of a GenBank genome assembly
GUUUUGUAAAAUUUGAAAAUCUACAAAGCUUUGUUUACAAAAAUCUGUGUGUUGGUGAGACUCACACCAGUAAAGAUACAUGUGAAUUUUUAAAAUAAUUAAUAAAUUAAUUGAAAAUGAGCUAUAGAUCGAUGACACUGCUUAGAUUCUGUUCGCCAAUCGUUAUUCAGGCUCGACAUGGUCAUCGAAUGAGAGGAAAAGCACCAGAUAUUGCAAAAUCACUAAAAGAGCGAUUAGCACCGGUUAUUCUUGAUGAAGAAGUUGCAAAACGCAAUGACAUUGGAUUUCCUUACCAAAAACCACCUAGAUCAGCUGAAUUCAAUAAACGAUUUGAUCAUUUGAAGAAACAAAGGUCAGAUUCCAGUUUAGAAAAGGCCGCAAGAACUACUAAAUUACAAAUAAAUUUAGAUGACGUUAAGGUUGAUUGGUUUAAAACAGCAGGACCAUUUCACAUUCGCAAGAUUGCUGAGCAUUAUGGAGUUUAUGAUGAUCUUUUCGGAAAGUACGCAUACUUUGUCCCGAGAGUAUUCCUAGACAUAAAGUUUCCUCUCAAUGAAGAUACAGUCUAUCCAGUUUAUAAUGGCAAUAAAGUGCACCCAUUGCAAGCCAAAUCAGUUCCGGAAGUAUCAUUUGAACACAAGUUUGCCUUAUCAUACUCUCAAAAGCCGGAAGAGAAUACACUAUGGACUUUAAUUCUAACAAAUCCAGACGGUCACUUAACAAAGGAAAAUAGCGAAUAUGUCCAUUGGAUGGUUUCAAACAUACCAAACAAUGACAUCUCAAAAGGAGACCAAAUCGUUCCUUAUUUGCAACCAAUCCCACCGAAAGGAACUGGAUAUCAUCGAUACAUUUUCGUCCUUUACAAACAAGACAAGAAAUUAGAUUUAUCGUCUAUGAAAGUGACAGACUUAAAGGAUUUAGAAAAGAGGACAUUUAGCACAUUUGAUUUCUAUAAGAACCAUGAAGACAGCAUAACUCCAUCAGGCUUAGCAUUUUUUCAAUCAAAAUGGGACGAGAGUGUAAGAGAUGUGUUCCAUAAAGAACUCAAUAUGAAGCAGCCAAUAUUCGAGUAUGACUUCCCAAAAGCCUACCUCAACUAUCAGAAGCAAUUCCCAUUGAAGCAGCCAUUCAACUUAUACCUUGAUCGUUACGCUGAUCCAAAAGAUGUAAAUAAGCGCUAUUUAGAGGAAAGAUUAGCAAAAACUCAUCCAUUUGAAGGCCCAGAGAAGAAACUUCAAUUCCCAAAUGCACAUGAACUUAAAAAGAACAUCCCGUCAUGGAAAAAGACGGAAAUUAGAAAAGAGAGAUUAGGUCGAGGUAGAAUUAAUGAUGCUGUGUAAAGUAAGGCAGGCAUAUGUUUAUAUAGCAAUAAAAUGAUAAUUUAAUGAAAACAUAACAA